Ipomoea triloba (trilobed morning glory) is the source of this 1577-nucleotide messenger RNA. RefSeq lists its product as uncharacterized. The transcript has 7 exons. Gene Ontology annotation, biological process: protein transport. The record is from RefSeq and is a predicted model, not a curated record. The coding region runs from base 81 to 1400 and encodes 439 amino acids. Lineage: Eukaryota; Viridiplantae; Streptophyta; Magnoliopsida; Solanales; Convolvulaceae.
CCGUUAUACUUAAGCCCCACCUUCUCUUCUCUUCUCUUCUCUUCUUCUCACUCUCCAUAAACAGACCAAAACCCGCAGCCAUGGCCGUCGCAAGCACAGCCAACGCCCGCUGGAAGAAAGCCAUGAAGAUCGGACUCUCCCUCUUCCGCCGCGGCUUCAACUCCUCCAAAUGCAAGACGAUGGCGAAGAUGACGGUGGCAAGGAUAAAGCUGCUGAGGAACAAGAGGGAAGUGGUGGUGAGGCAGAUGAGGAGAGACAUUGCCAUGCUUCUCGAGACCGGUCAGGAUGCUACUGCUCGGAUUAGGGUUGAACAUGUAAUAAGAGAACAGAAUGUUUUGGCAGCAAAUGAAUUCAUUGAGCUCUUCUGUGAACUUAUCGUGGCAAGGCUUCCUAUUAUUGCAAAGCAAAGGGAAUGUCCUGCAGAUCUGAAAGAGGGAAUAUCAAGUUUGAUAUUUGCAGGUCCUCGGUGCUCGGAGAUUCCUGAACUUCUGGAAAUUCGAGAUGUCUUUGAGAAAAAGUAUGGAAAGGAUUUUGUUUCUGCAGCUACAGAUCUACGACCAAAUGCUGGUGUGAACCGCAUGCUCAUUGAAAAGCUCUCUGUAAAGACCCCAAGUGGUGAAGUCAAACUAAAAAUCAUGAAGGAAAUCGCCAAGGAAUACCAGGUAGAAUGGGAUACAACAGAGUCUGAGGUUGAGCUUCUCAAGGCACCGGAAGAGCGUAUAGAAGGACCAAACACUUUUGUAAGUGCCACUAGCUUACCUGUGAAGCCAGUUUCAAGGCAGUCUAUUGACCCUAACAACCCGUCAACCACAAUCACAAAUUAUGGAGAAACUGGCAACAAAAAUUUUGAAGACCCAGCAUCUGCAGCUAAAGCUGCAGCCGAGGCUGCCCAGCAAGCAAUUGCUGCUGCAGAAGCAGCUGCAUACCUAGCCAACAAAAAUGUAAGAGCAUCUUCUGGUUCCUAUGGUCAUGUGAAUGAUGAGCAAUAUGACAUUCAGAGGAUGAAUAGAAGGAACUCUGGAGACUCUCAGCAUUCUGCUGGUAGAGUGAUGCCAAUAGACGACAUUCAUGCACAAAAGAUUCUUCGUAGGCAUAGCUACAAUGCAAAUUCUGAUGUCAAGUACGACGAAUCAGAUUGCGAUGAAGAAAUUGAGAUGGAAAGUCCUACAAAUGCUGGUAGAUACCCGCCCAGCCAACCUACUGAUCAUGAUUCUAAACAAAUCUAUAGGAGGCACAGUUACAAUACCGCCCCCUCUCAGCAUUCAGGAGUCAAUUUUGAGGAAUCCUACUAUGCCCCACCCCCAGAGCGCCCUGCACCACAAGUACCUCGUGUUCAUCCCAAAUUACCAGACUACGACGAACUCACUUCCCGAUUUGAAGCGCUCAAGUACCAAAAAUGAAACUGAAUGUCACAAGUAAUACAUGUUCAUCCCGAAUUGCCAGACUAUGACACACCUGCUGCCUGUUUUGCACCUCUGAUGGUUCUGAAAAGUAUAUGUAUUUCCUGCCCUGUUAUUCGACCCCUUUUCACUGAUGUAAUAAUACUAUUUGUUCUAUUCAAUAUAAAGUAUUCUUCA